GGCAGGAUGCGCGAGGACACGGCGGGGCCGUUAUGAUAAAACCGCAGCGGAACACCGAGCUCGCGAAGUGCAAACAUAUGAGAAAUAAACAGUAGCGGGUUAUAUAUCCGAGGAAGUAUCUGAGAGCCGUCUGCCGUGUGAACACGGAGCCACACAGGGCUCAUACAAAGGAGUGUAAACACACACGGCAGCUGCGGUCAGCACAGACAGGACGGAGGGAGCUGUCGGACACUCCGAGGUCUGUCUGUCUCACUUCUCCUCCCCUCUCCGGCUCAUGUGGACUGAUUCAGAGCUGGGCCAUCACGAUGCCAAUGAAGUUUCUGGUCACUCAUUGGCUGACCAACUUAAUACCAGCAGCAUCAUGUCAGUGAACCCUCCAAGCAGCAAUGACGCUUGUCUCAGCAUCGUCCACAGCCUCAUGUGCCAUCGACAGGGUGGGGAGAAUGAGGGCUUCGCCAAACGUGCCAUCGAAAGCUUGGUGAAGAAGCUAAAGGAGAAGAAGGAUGAGCUGGACUCGCUCAUCACUGCCAUUACCACCAAUGGUGUCCAUCCAAGCAAGUGCGUCACCAUCCAGAGGACACUGGAUGGACGACUGCAGGUGGCAGGGAGGAAAGGUUUUCCUCAUGUGAUUUAUGCAAGGCUGUGGCGCUGGCCUGACCUCCACAAGAAUGAACUCAAGCAUGUCAAGUUCUGCCAGUAUGCCUUUGACCUGAAGUAUGACAAUGUGUGUGUCAACCCCUACCAUUACGAGAGGGUAGUGUCUCCAGGCAUCGUUGGUCUCAGCCUUCAAAACACAGCAGCACCAGGCGGCCUCAUCAAAGAGGAAUACAUCCAUGACUGUAUACAGAUAGACCUUCCACCUGGCAUGCCUCUGUCUGACCAUCAAACAGCCCUGAAGCUGCCUCCUCCAGACCACUAUGGUCAACCCCUGCCUCCCCCACAGCUGUCGUCUGAGCCCCAUGGACCCCCACCUGUCAGCAGAUACACUAACCUGCCUGUUUCACCCAAAGUCUCCUGCUCUGGUUCCAUGCUGCCACUACAGGGCAGUCACAGUGAUGGCCGUCUUCAAACUGCAUCCCCACAGUCUCAAGUCAUGACCCCAGUACCACGUCCUCCGACUCCAACCCAACCCCCACCUCAGCAGCAGGCUGCCCAGCAACCCUCACAGCCCCCCCAUUCACAACAACCCUCCCUACCUACUUCUCACUCACAUGGAAAAAACGGAUACAGCAGCAAUAAACACUCUCAGAGCCAGGCUGUCUUCCACACAGUUUGGACAGGCAGCAGCACAGCCUCCUAUACUCCUAUAGGACCUCCGCAGAAUGGGCGUAAUCUCCAACAACCUCCCCUCCAUCACCCAAACCAUCACUGGUCUCAGCAUCACGCCUCAAACUCUUUCCCUCCUUCUGUGUCCAAUCAUCCAGCAGGACCAGAGUUUUGGUGCUCUAUCUCCUACUUUGAAAUGGAUGUUCAGGUGGGUGAGAUGUUUAAGGUGCCCUCCAGCUGCCCUGUUGUGACUGUGGAUGGUUACGUUGACCCGUCGGGAGGUGAUCGUUUCUGCCUCGGCCAGCUGAGUAACGUUCACCGCACAGAUGCCAGUGAGAGAGCUAGGUUACACAUAGGUAAAGGCGUGCAGCUGGAGUGUCGUGGUGAGGGCGAUGUGUGGAUGCGCUGUAUGAGCGACCACGCUGUGUUUGUGCAGAGCUACUACCUUGACAGAGAGGCAGGCCGAGCACCAGGUGAUGCAGUGCACAAAAUCUACCCUGGAGCCUAUAUCAAGGUGUUUGACCUGCGACAGUGCCACAGACAGAUGCAGCAGCAGGCAGCAACAGCUCAGGCCGCAGCUGCUGCACAGGCAGCUGCUGUGGCUGGAAACAUUCCUGGUCCAGGCAGUGUUGGAGGCAUUGCACCUGCAGUUAGUCUGUCUGCUGCAGCAGGGAUCGGUGUGGACGAUCUCAGGCGACUGUGUAUCCUGCGACUCAGCUUUGUUAAAGGCUGGGGGCCUGACUAUCCUCGCCAGAGCAUCAAACACACCCCCUGCUGGGUGGAAGUCCACCUGCACCGUGCUCUGCAACUUCUGGAUGAGGUGUUGCACACUAUGCCAUUGGCAGACCCAGGGCCUGCUAACUAAAGACCAAGACAGCGUUCAAAUUCCAAUCAGGAUCUCUCAAUGUGUGCACACAGACACACUAUUGGAUUUCUUUUCUUCAGGCCAAAUAUGCUAUAUGUCUUGAUACACACAAGUUAUUUAAUCAGAAACACACAGAAGACAAAAAUGACCAACAACACAUUAUGCUUGUAACAAUCAAUGCACACAUCACUCAUGCUGUCUCACAGACAUACACACACACACACACACACACACACACACGCACAAACACUGAAACCAAAUGGUCUGUAGCUGCAACGCAGACAUAAAAGUGGUGAUAUCUUUGGGAUUUUUCUAAUGCUUUAGUCUACAAUCUAUAGUCAAGUGCUAAUGAGUUAGAUCUGUGAAGGUAAAGAUUUUGAGUUUGUCUUCUGACCAGUGUGUCUCUGUACUGAAGACAGUGCACUGUACAAAUGCAGGGAUGCGUUUCAGAAAUCCAGUUUUCCAAUAUGCAUUUUGGAUUUCUACUCAUUGUAGGAGUGUUCUGCACAUGCACUCAUGGAAUAGAUAGACAUGUAGAGAUGAUGUAUUCCAGUAGGUGACAACACUCCUGGACAGAUACCAAGUGCAUACCUCUGGAAAAGAAAAACGUCUGAGUGAAUUCAAACAGUGUUUCAAUUCUCUUUAUGUCUUACAGCAGAAGUGAUCUAGAAGUAUGUGUUAGGAAGCCAGUGUUAAGUCAACUGUGUGCUUGUACUGCGCUCUUCACUAUGUCCAUCUCAACUCAAACUGUUAUCCCUCUUAUUACGCUCAGCCCGGACUAUAUUAUUUUUGUACCAAAAGUCUAAAAAGCCAAAAAUAUUUAGCUUUAAAGAAGUGUUGUUGUUUUCCGUAAACAGUGCUACCCUGUAUGUAACCAAAUGCUUGGUGGAAAUCACCAAAGCCAGAAUACCUCAUUACUACAGUGCAAAGUCACACUUCAGUUUUCCGCUUUGUUCAACAUUGACAGACUGAGCUCAGGUCUGCAGUCAGUCUGAAAGGGUAUGAGAUGUCAGACACUGACUGGAAUUUGUUAAUAGGGAACUCUACAGAUUUACAGCGGAGUGUACUUUUCAAAGAAGUUUCUGGGUACUUCUGGUACAGACUCGAGCCUGUGCAUAUGACACCAGUGCCUUUCUCUACUCUGGUCUGAUCAGUUUGGAUCACUAGCACGUCACUAGCAGUUCAUCUUAAAAGGGAAUUCCACUAUUUUUCAACGUACGCCCUUUGUUGAUAAAUGUGGGUGUGUAAAUGAAUGGUACUUAAAAAUAAAAUUGGUAGUAGUUUGCCUCCACCGGCAGCCGCAACGUGGCAUUGGCUACAAUGUAAACUUAUGGGGCAACUGCGACAGUCCAUGAAAGUUUCACCAAUAAAAUGCUCAAAUUGUUAUGAUGGAUCUUUCAGUCUGGCAACACGAGACAGCAGCUUGACUCUUACCCAGAAGUAAUGAGAUUCAAUGAGAAUUCCAGUUUAAUUUGAUGUGGUGAUUAUUUAAUGUACACUUCGAAAGGCACAUCGACUCUCCUGUGGUAGACACCAGGGUUGACAGUUUAAUCAAUGUCAAAAGAAUCUAAUUUAGUCUGAAAUCUAUACUGUACCACAGUGGCAAAUGGACUGUUGAUCUAGAUCCAGAGGUGAAGAAAUGAUUGGUGAGAUGACUCAUGUAGUUUGGAUCUGUCAGGAAACUGAGACAUUUACCAUCUAAUGCCGCUGCUUUACAAAGGUCAGCCAUUAACACAUGCAUAUUUGUGAUUUGUGCCUUUUGUUGUCAUAGAUGCACCAACACUGGAUUGUAAGAAGAUUGAUGUUGCACAUUGUGAUUUGGUUUUCAGCUGUUCAGAAUCUAUGAUGAUAUUCUGUAGUCCCCUCAGGUAUCUGUAGCUCAUCAAACUGGUUUUUACCUGAGUAGUUUUGUUUAUUGCCUUAGUCUUUAGUGAGUGUAAACAUAUGAUAUGGCUCUAUCCUAAUCUUAGCAUGAACGCCACAACUAGAUGUCAUAUUUAUCUGCUCUCCUCUGCCCAUAUUCAGGGAUAAUGGUCACGCAGGCUUUCUCACAUACGGAGCAAAUUUACCACCACCACCUCCAUCAUCGUCAUCAUCAUUGUCCUGAUCUCUCUAUAAUCAAUUCACUUGUUCACACUCCUGCAGUUUUAAACCCUGUUCAUGAAAAUCCACCCAGAGUUAUCUGAUCAGUGGUCAGCACUAAGUCCAGGUCUGAAUGCAACCAAAUGUUUCCUCAAUGGGUCCCUCAGACCACAUUCAGUGGGGCUUUUAUUGCUGUAUGAAUGCAAAUGUGUUCUCAGCCACAUAUUAAGGACUGCCUACUAAGCGGAUGUCCUCUGACCCACUACAGCUUUACAAUGAAUAUGAUUGUUUUUAUGAUUCUCAGAGCUCAUACAUUGGUCUGCAAUAUGAACAUUGAUCACCAUGUUAUGAGUUAUGUUUUUUUUCUCACAUGGGUAAAAUCUAGAUUUACGCACUGCAUCGAUUCAUUCAGCCCCUCCCAACUCUCUCAUCAUCAUCAUCAUCAUCAUCAUCACCAUCAGCCUCAGACAAAUCUGUAUACUGAGACAGGGUUAAAACAUAAUUUAACAAAAAAAGUGUAUUUGCAUAGAAAGCAGUGAAGUGAGAUCCUAUCUCAAGUAGUCACAGGAGACACUUUUAGGAUGCAUUUUAAUGCCAGGUGUGAACAGACAAACUUGACACAGUAAAUGUGUGAUCGGAUUACAUUAGCAACAAAUAAAAAAUAAUAAUGAAUCAACCGACCACUUUGUGUCAACCACACAAAAUGUUCUACUCACAUGAGAUAUUUAUUGUCCUGUUUAUGGUUUGCGUUCUGCUCCCCACCAAGCAGGACUGCUUGUGUUGCUGCAGGGGAGGGUUUCGCACCUUACACUGGUCUUUUUUUGCAAUUAAUUCUCACCUCUCAUUUUCACCUCUCAAAAAAGUACAUUUUUUUCCUUUAGUUUUUGCAUCAUGAAUAACAAUAAAGGACAUAAACCAAACUGUUCACUAAAGUAGCAUAGGCUACACAACAACUGACCUCAGACAGCCUGCCAUAGGCUGCUCUUAUUCAUCACAUCCUUGGUGGGUAAAGACCUUUACAAAAACAAAACCUGGUCCUGGGUCAAGUGCACUUGGAGCACAUCUGGAAAUGUUCUAGAAGAUGUUUCAAUCAAUCAAUCAAGUAUUCACAAAUCACAAUUGGUCUCAUGGUGCUUAACCCUCAGAAAGAGUGAGGGAAAACUACCAAAAAGAGUCAAUGACUGACUUUUUUAUAUUGUUUUCAUCAUUGGAUUGAGUUGAGAUUACAGAAGUAAUCAGAAGGUCGGAAAAGAUCCAGUAAGUGGAGUAUCUAUGUGCAGGUUACUGUAGGUUAUUUAUGUCACAUUGGCAUUCACUGAGUCAGGACUACACUUUAAUGCUCAAGUUCUGAAAGUUAUUUGUUUUUCCAGCCUUGCAUGUGAGUACAGUAAUGAUGACUGUAGGAGGGACCACAGCUUUCUUGAUCACAACCUUUAUAUCUGCUCUCAACAGCUGUGCUCAGUCUACAGCAGCACAUCCUCCCCCGAGACUGUAGGGGCCCUAACCAUUACACAGAGCCUGUCAAUUAGGGGAAGUGUAGUGUGUUCGUGCACUAGCACAGAGGGCAGUUUCUCUCAGUGUUUAUGUCAUGCAUUUGAUUUGCUUGGGAUAAAUGCAACAGCUUUAGAAAUCGGUUUGGGUUAAAUAUUCUAAUAUUUAAUUCAUGCAUUUUUUAAUCUCAGUAUAAAUGUUCCGGACACAUUGUGAAACAUUUCUGGAUUUCAUCCCAAACCAGAACCAAUGAUAAUGCAUUUAUCAUUCCAGACUGUUUUUUAAUGUGAGACGACACACACCAUACCAUUUAAAAAACAUUACAUGGGUUUAUUUGGACACUUAAAGAGGAUUGAAAAGUAGGUAGUAAAAAACUGAAUUUGGCUACACUAGAAUAUUGUUAUUAUUAUUUUGGAGUUAUUUCGUUGUAAACACGUGCUGCUCUUGUAAUGUUGACUGGAUAUUAAAGUAAAAUAUUCAAA
This is a messenger RNA of Paralichthys olivaceus (Japanese flounder), 6186 nucleotides long. RefSeq names its product SMAD family member 10a (gene smad10a). The record is from RefSeq and is a predicted model, not a curated record. Gene Ontology annotation, molecular function: RNA polymerase II cis-regulatory region sequence-specific DNA binding; I-SMAD binding; DNA-binding transcription factor activity, RNA polymerase II-specific. Gene Ontology annotation, cellular component: heteromeric SMAD protein complex. Gene Ontology annotation, biological process: transforming growth factor beta receptor signaling pathway; BMP signaling pathway; cell differentiation. NCBI's taxonomy places the organism in Eukaryota, Metazoa, Chordata, Actinopteri, Pleuronectiformes, Paralichthyidae.